AUGCAGGCAUCGAACGACAUUGCCAUAGUGGGGUUUGCCUACAAGCUCCCCCAGGAUAUUGAAGACGACUCUGCGUUCUGGGAGACCCUCGAGGGCGCGAGAAAUCUUUCAAGUGGAUGGCCCGAGAAUCGGAUGAGAUCUGAUGCACACCCAGACCCUAGGAAUGGCCGGACUCACAGUUGUGGCGGGCAUUUUAUCCGGCAAGAUCCGGCCGGCUUUGAUGCACCCCUUUUUGGAAUCACACCUAAAGAAGCUGCGAGUAUGGAUCCCAUACAGCGAUGGACGUUAGAAGUCUCGUAUCGGGCCUUUGAGAAUGCUGGAAUCCCGGUCGAUAGGUUGAAAGGUUCCCGGACGGCAGUAUUAUCAGCUACCUGGACGGAAGAUUAUGUUCGAAUGGCCGCCAUGGACCCGGACAAUUACGACAGGACGAGCGCUACCGGAGUCAUGGCCAGCAUCGUACCAAACAGGGUCAGCUACUUCUUUGGCAUGCAGGGCCCAAGUUUCCAUGUCGAUACGGCUUGUUCGAGUGGACUGUCAGCAUUUGACAUCGCCUGUAAGCUGCUUGGAAGCGGAGAUGCAGACGCAGCCCUCGUGACAGCCGCCAAUCUGCUCCUUGAACCGGGGGUGUAUCAGAUGCUUCGUAACUUGCAAAUGCUAUCCCCGGACAGCACAAGCAAAUCAUUUGACCACAAAGCAAACGGGUUCGCUCGAGGAGAAGGUGUUCUUAGCUUCGUGCUAAAGCCGGUGUCAGCUGCUCUUAGGGAUGGAGAUAUGAUCCGGGCCGUUGUCCGUGCGGUGGCGUCCAAUCAAGAUGGACACACUCCGUCACUAAGCCAGCCGAAUCCUGUAGCCCAAGAGAAUCUAAUUAGGUUCGUAUAUGCGAAAGCAGGAUUGGGGAUGGCGCAAACGCGAUAUGUGGAAGCACACGGGACGGGUACACCGGUUGUUAUUCUCGAAAAGGGUGUCAUUCCACCUAAUGCUCUCUUCGAGAAGCUCAAUCCUGCGAUCGAUGCCGAAUUCCUUCGAGUAAAAGGUUACACCUCUUGGUAUCGGGCCAAUGAAGUCUCUUCUGACCCCGUCAAGUUGGACGCUUCCGCACACAUGCUUGCCGUGCGGCGCAGUCAUAUGCGAUGGCGUAGUUUUGCCGUUGCUAGUGCCUUGGAUAAGAGCCAAACCCCAUACGGCGACUUUGGAAAUGAGGAAGUUUCGAAGGGGCUAUCGCCGAUCAAGCCUAUUCGGGUCGCGUCGAAUCCUACCUUGUGCUGGGUGUUUACUGGCCAAGGGGCGCAGUAUGUCGAUAUGGGUUGGGAGUUGAUCGAAGCAUAUACUGUCUUCGAACAGACGUUGAAGAAAGUAGAUGAAGUAUAUAAGGGAUUCGGUUCCGAUUGGUCCAUCUUUGAUGAGCUCCGACAGAAAGAGAACAUCAACAAGCCCGAGUACAGCCAGCCACUAUCGACUGCUGUCCAGAUAGGGCUUGUAGAAUUGUUGCGGAGCUUUGGCAUCACUCCGAAAGCUGUCGUUGGGCAUUCGUCCGGAGAAAUCGCUGCUGCCUACGCAAUCGGUGCCCUUUCCCUUACGUCUGCCUGCAAGGUAUCAUACUUCCGUGGCCGCGAGACCGGGAAGCUACGCAUUGCCAAUGAGUCUUCACCGGGUGCCAUGAUUUCCAUCAAUCUCGCACCUGACCAGGUCACCGAUUUCCUAUCGAGGAUCCACGUCGAAGGGAUACAGGGAGUUGGUGUCGCAUGCCAAAAUAGUCCACUGAAUGUUACAUUAUCAGGUCCCGAAUCCGGAAUUGACGCCGUCAAGGAACAGGCUGAUCAAGAAGGUGUAUUUGCUCAGAAACUGAAAACAGGUGUGGCUUAUCAUUCCUCGGCAAUGAACUCGGUAGCGAGUGGGUAUCUAUCGUUGAUGGGGGUACUUGAGCCCGCUGAGAUACUGCCGAUUCGCAUGUGGUCUACAGUGACUGGCAAGCCGAUUUUGCCUACCGAGUUAGCAAAUGGCCAAUAUUGGGUUGACAAUAUGAUCUCGCCUGUCAAAUUCGCUUCCGCCGUGAGUCUCAUGGCGUCGGAAGCAACGAAUCUAGGGAUAACGGAUUGGGUCGAGGUGGGACCACAUCCCGCGCUCAGGCGGUAUAUCCAGGACACGCUCAGUAAAGACAGAAUAUAUUACUCAGCCGUGCUUCAACGAAACCAUUCCGCGGCCCAGAAAGCCUUAGAGCUUGCGGGAAUGUUAUUCUGUCGCGGCCAUAGCAUCUCACUGACGACGGUAAACAACCAGCAAGGAAAAGAGACUACAUCGACGCCUCUCCUAGUUGAUUGCCCAUCUUAUCCGUUUGACCAUUCGAAUAAGUUCUGGGCCGAAGGCCGGAUUAGCAAAGGUUAUCGUCUCCGCAAGCCUACUAAAGGCGGGGAAUUGGGACAGAAAGCGCCAGAUUGGAAUGCUUUGCAGCCAAGAUGGAGGAAUUUUCUGAGUGUUGAGACACACCCCUGGAUCGGGCAUCACGUCGUCAGCGACAUGAUACUCUACCCCGCAGCCGCUAUGUUGAUUGCCGCCCUCGAAGCCGUACAGGAAACUGUCCCAGCCGACAAGACCGUCGCCGGCUACUAUGUGAAAGAAGCGCAUUUCCUGAGUCCCGUUGUGGUUCCCGAAAAUUCAGACGACAGGAUCGAGACAAUGAUUUCUUUGCGGCCGGUCAAGAACCGUUCCCAAGGUAAGGAAGCACCGUCGAAUUGGUUUGACAUUAGCAUCUUUGCCUAUGCGAAAGAAAGUCACACUUGGACUGAAGCUUUCCGUGCUACUUUGCAGGUAGACUUUGCGUCCGACGCCAAGCAGGCAGAAAGAUAUGCGGUAGAUGAAGCUAUCCGAGGGCAGCACCGAGAGGCUCAGGAGGCAUGCAAUCUUCCAGUCGACGCACAAGUAUUGUACGAAGAUGCGUUUGAACAUGGCCUGCAAUACGGGGAGUCGUUCCGACUUUGCCAGGACAUUAAGUGGGACAAAUCAGGAGCUCGAGCGGUCACAAAAGUGCCCGUACCUGGUCACGCGAGAUAUGAGACAGCAAGCCCUGUGCACCCAGCGGUACUAGAUACCAUGUUCCAUGCCUUGAGAGUAAGCGCCGGCCAGCAGCAAGCUGCCAACGUUCCGUUGAGACUCGAGGAUGCAUGGUUUACUUCAUCUGGAUGGCCGGCGCCGGGUGCGGGAAACCUGAGCUGGCUUGCCUCGUCUAAGGGGAGAAGGGACAAAGGAGCCCUUGGAGAGAGAGGUAGCGUCUCGGCUCUAGGAGAUGACGACACCGUGCUAGCGAGAAUAGGAAAAUUAGUGACGGCUGCGAUUUCCAGAGAAGAUUCUGAUCCCCUGGCUGAAAAUGCGGGUGCUAGGCAUAAGACCUUGCUAUACGGAAUCGAAUGGGAACCCCAGCUCAGUCUAUUAAGCUCGGCGCAACUCUCCGAGGUUUGCAAGGCAGACAUUUUCACUCACGACCCCGACACCGCCCUGGCCGACCAUCUUAAGCGUACUGCGGUACUUAAUCUCACCGCCGUUCGUCACGUUAGAAACGUACCGGAGGAGAAGCGCACCAAGCUCCCGAGUACCCUCCGCCAACAUAUGGACUGGAUGGAGCAGCAUGUGCGUUCAUUGCCUUCUGAAGAACGGGAAGCUGCUGAAGCUAUCACGGACUCCGAGUACGAGGCCCAAUUAGAUCAAUUUGCCGCCGAUUUCCCCGACUGGACACUAUAUCCGCGUGUCGCGCGCGCUUUGCCGGAAAUCAUGGCUGGAGAGAUCGAUCCUCUGCAAGUCAUCUUCGAAUCCGAGCACGCGAGGAAGUUUUACGCCGCUCUUUUCCAACCGCUUUGCGGUGAUGGAAGGCUAAGCAAAUUCAUCAACCUUGCCGCUCACGAAAACCCAUCUCUGCGUAUUCUAGAGGUUGGCGCCGGUACCGGUGGUAUGACGGUGCACAUCCUAAACGCGCUAAAGGAAAGGGAGAAGCGCACAGGUGCACUGUCCUUUACCGAGUUCAUGUACACAGACAUCACCCCGGCGUUCUUCGAACCCGCCAAGGAGCGAUGGGAUGCCGAGGGUCUUGGCGAUCGUAUGCUUUACAAGACCCUAGAUAUGGAGCACCCAGUCGCGGGUCAGGGGUUCAAGGAGAAUUCGUAUGACCUGGUAAUAGGCGGAAGUUGUGUUCACGCCACGAAGCUCUUGGGUAACACACUGCCGAACCUGCGGCGCCUACUGAAGCCGGGUGGUAAACUCGUCUUACUCGAGAUGACGAAACCUACGGACAUUUCGUCCUGUUUCUUCGCAACACUAGCAAGUGGUUGGUGGCUUAGCCAGGAAGAGGCACGGACAAAGAACAAGAGCCCGCUUGUGAGUGAGAAUGAGUGGGACGAGUACUUGAAACAGAACGGGUUUUCGGGCAAUGAUCUCGUGUUGAGGAACACUAGAGAAGGUGAGGCCAAUAUUGCUAGCGUCAUUGUCAGCAGCGCUCUCGAGGAAACGAAGCAAGAGAAGAUCUCAUCUCCUCUUAGGCGGGUAUUCGUCGUCGAUCCUCAAUAUGAAGGCCAGAAAAAUCUUGCGGACGCUAUCUCUAAAGGCGAAGAUAUUGUUGUCCCUCUAAACCAACUCGGCGACACUUCUUUCAGCAGCAGCGACGUUGCCGUCUCGCUCGUUGAGAUAGACAACCCCCUCUUAUACCAACUUUCCGAGGAACAGUUUUCGCGGGUGCAAAUUCUAUUAAAGCAAGCGCGAAACCUUAUUUGGGUCACUGCUCCUCAAGAGGGUGCGAAUGACGCCCGAUUCCCGCAUUACGCUAUCGCGCAAGGGUUCCUAAGAACGGUUAGGGCCGAGAUGCCUGAGUCCCAUAUCGUAUCUUUGUCUAUCGAAGACGUCACCAGCGGCGAAACAAGGGGAGAGAUUAUCAACAGAACCAUCGAGACAGCUUUUGGCGAUUCUCCAUCGGCAGAGCUCGAAUACGUAUUCCGCUCUGGUACGAUCCAUACAGCGCGUGCCAUCGAGAGUAUAUCUAGCAACAACACACUGGAAUCCCUGCUCUAUCCCCGUCUCCAAGAACUCACAUGGGAGGAUAGUCCCGCUAUAAAAUUAGCGCUUGGUACCCCAGGAAGUCUCGAGUCGGUGCGCUUCCAGCAAGACGAGAGGUACGCCGAAAUUCUCGACCCGCACAACAUCGAGAUCGAAGCAAAGUCAUGGGGUCUCAGCCGUAAGGAUGUUCUGGGUGCUCAGGGCAGUGUUGACGAUGACCACGACGGAGGCGAUAUUGGCACAGAUUGCUCAGGUGUGGUCACCCGCGUCGGCCAGGGUUGUGAUGCGCAGGGACCGCAGCCAGGCGAUCGAGUCGUCAUGCUAGCGCAUGGCUGUAUAAGUAAAUUCCCUCGCGCGCACGAAACACGCGUCUUUAAGAUCCCCUCGGAAUCAAGUGCCUCGUCCUUUGAGGUAGCGGCAGCAGCUCUGGAGCCUACGCUGACCGCUUAUCGUGCUCUCAUCGACGUGGCGAGGGUAUACCAGAGCGACAAAGUUCUCGUGCAUGAAGGAGCAAGCGCUACAGGGCAGAUGGCGAUCCAAAUCGCGAAGAGAGAGGGAGCUGAGGUGUUUGUUACGACACGUGCUCCCUCGCCCGAAGAGGAAGAGGAGGAGAAACGACUUCUUACCGGCGCACUGGGAAUUGACUCAGAGCAUAUCUUCUCGGCUAGUCAAGACAACACAUCGUUCGCGACCGGAAUUAAGCAGGCCACCAACGGCUACGGCGUUGAUGUUAUCGUUAAUACAUUGGCCGGUGACCAGCUCCAAGCAAGUUGGGAGUUGCUAAGUCCUGGCGGGCGUUUCGUCGACAUUAGCCCCGGUGGAGGCGGCUCAUUGCCAGGAGCUGGUUCUCUAGCGAGAAACACAAGCUACUCUACUGUCGACGUCAUGUACCUGCCACCACACGUGACGGCAAAAUUGCUGAAGGACAUAGUGACGCUAUUGGAUGAGGGCAAGAUCACGCCCCCAACGCCAGUGCGGGUAUUCCCGGCAACCGAAGUAAAGGAAGCCUUCAAAUUGCUGCAGGACAAAGACAAUUCCGGCCGUGUUGUCGUAGUCCCACAGCCAAGUGAUGUUGUUCCGCAAUUUAUCCUAAACCCGAACGCCUUGCAGGGUUGCAAACUAGACGAGAAUGCAUCGUAUCUUGUUCCGGGUGGUCUCGGUGGCUUGGGCAGAUCUAUCCUCGCGUGGAUGGCGGCCCACGGCGCUAAGCACCUAAUUGUCCCCUCACGUAGCGGCGCCACCGCUCCUGCAGCAGCCAGGCUUGCAGAUUCGCUCUCGUCUAGUGGCGUGCAGCUUGUCACGCCCAAAUGUAAUGCCGGCAACGGAGCCGAAUUGGCCGCCUUACUCGAAGAAGUGAAGCAAACAAUGCCCCCAAUCCGCGGCGUAAUUAACUGCGCUAUGGUUCUCCCCAACGCCGUAUUUGCCAAUAUGUCUUAUGACCAAUGGUGGUCUGCGGUGAGCGCGAAAGUGGAUGUGUCAUCUAACCUCCAUCGCCUUUUACCGGACCAUGAGAAUCUAGACUUUUUUAUCCAUCUCUCUUCUUUGGCGGGCGUCAAUGGUCAGAUGGCCAGUUCGAAUUAUGCUGCGGGGUGCAGUUUCCAGGAUGCAUUGACGCGGUGCUACCCCGGAACCACGACUUUGGACAUUGGUUGGAUGUCGGACGUCGGCCUAAUCGCCGAGACGGCCGCAUACCAGAGGCAAUUAAACGAAUGGGAUAACAUGCAGAGGAUCGAAGAAACCGAACUGCUCGGCAUUAUAGGAAUGGUAUGCGGGAAUAAACGAGCCGAGAAGGAAGAGAGCGAAGAAAGGACAACGGAACAACAGAUCCUGAUAGGUGUCCGUACGCCAGCUGAUUUCCUAUCUAAAAACCAGCGACCGUUGCCCCCAGUCCUAGAUAGGCCGUUCUUAUCAACUUUUGCUAAGCACAUUGACCCCACCAAGUCUUCAAGGGGCAACAAGAACAACGCGGCUUCAGGCAAAGUGGCGGCUAUCGACCACGGUGCUCUGUUCCGUGUUGCUGAGGAUGAUAAAGCACGCGUAUCUGUUGUGACAUCGGCGCUUUCUGAGAAGUUAGCACGAGUGACGACUAUGUCAGUCGAUGAUGUAGACCCGGAUAGGACACUCUCGUCAUAUGGUAUUGAUAGCUUGAUGGCCAUCGAUAUACGCAAUUGGCUUGGCCGAGAGUUCAGUGCCAAGUUGAGUGUGUUUGAGAUUAUGAGCGGAGAGAGGCCGAUUAAAUUGGUUGCUGAGACAGUUGUUAGGAAGAGUUCUGUAGGAAAAAGUUGA
Messenger RNA from Hypoxylon trugodes, 7320 nucleotides. RefSeq names its product ketoacyl-synt-domain-containing protein. The record is from RefSeq and is a predicted model, not a curated record. Gene Ontology annotation, molecular function: phosphopantetheine binding; fatty acid synthase activity; oxidoreductase activity. NCBI's taxonomy places the organism in Eukaryota, Fungi, Ascomycota, Sordariomycetes, Xylariales, Hypoxylaceae. The transcript is spliced from 10 exons. Bases 1 to 7320 code for a protein of 2439 amino acids. Gene Ontology annotation, biological process: fatty acid biosynthetic process; secondary metabolite biosynthetic process.